This is a messenger RNA of Fusarium coffeatum, 1275 nucleotides long. RefSeq lists its product as uncharacterized. Gene Ontology annotation, cellular component: cytoplasm. The transcript is spliced from 3 exons. NCBI's taxonomy places the organism in Eukaryota, Fungi, Ascomycota, Sordariomycetes, Hypocreales, Nectriaceae. The record is from RefSeq and is a predicted model, not a curated record. The coding region runs from base 1 to 1275 and encodes 424 amino acids. Gene Ontology annotation, molecular function: electron-transferring-flavoprotein dehydrogenase activity; flavin adenine dinucleotide binding.
AUGAAUUUGAAGGACCUGGACCUAUACUUUGAAAUCUUUAAAACUGUUCUUUCGUUCAUCACUCGUCUAACGGUUCAGAAAGGACAGGCGAUUGUUCACCGUCACACCUACCGCCUUAUAUCUGAUCCGCGCAAUGUAAUCGUCGUCGGAGGGUCAUUCGCAGGUGCCCUUUUAGCCCAACGCUUAUGCCACACAGUACCCUCUGGUUAUCGCGUAAUCCUUAUCGAAAAGCAUUCCCACUUCAAUCAUGCCUUCGGCUUUCCUCGUAACGCCGUCUUCUCCGGACGAGAGCACCACGCCUUCAUUUCGUAUGACAAUCUUGCUAAGGGAGCACCUGAUGGUAUUUUCCAGCAGGUUCGCGACGAAGUUACUGAUGUGACUGAGUCACAUGUCAACACCGCUGGUGGCGUUUCGCUGCCGUAUGAGUACCUCAUUAUCGCGACAGGUGCAGCCCAGCCACCCCCAGGACGUCUGAUUGCCGACACCAAAGAAGACGGGAUCAAAGAGCUCAAAGGAUAUCAACAGCGUAUUGAGAAGGCCGACAGAGUCGCAGUCAUUGGAGGAGGAGCUGUCGGUGUUGAGCUGGUCACUGAGAUCAAAGAGAGAUACCCUGACAAACAGGUCACGCUCAUCCACUCUAGAGAACACCUGUUGCCCAGGUUUGGCCCCAAGCUCCACGAACGCGUUCUGGAGACGCUCCAGAAGCAGGAAAUUGAGGUCCUGUUGGGUGAAAGACCUGCUUAUCCCAGUGAUGCCGGUCAACUUGUACAAGAAACCAGUCUGAAAGUGGCCACUGGGGAGACAAGAACCUGGGACUUGGUGAUUCCUUGCACAGGCCUUCGCCCGCGAUCCGAGCUUCUAUCUGAAUACUCACCCAAGAGUAUUGCACCCAACGGAGAGAUACUUGUUGGACCGACUCUCCAAGUUCAACAUCUACCCUCUGACAAAAAGAACAUCUUUGGUCUCGGCGACGUGGCACAAUCUGGUGGUCCGAAGCAAGCUCGAGCUGGCCUUAUGCAAGCUGAGGUUGUCAUCAGUAACCUUCUUCAGUUAAUGAAAGGUGGCACAGCCAAGGAUAAAUACGUUCCCCAUUUCUUCGAGAAUACACUCAACCUGACCUUGGGAAAGGAACAUGCUGUGAUGUGGAUGCAGAAGGGUGAUUACGAGUGGAUCAAGGAGACUAAGGGACCUGAUGAGGACUUGAAUGCCAGGCAAACGAGAUGGCAGCUGAAUGCCAAGAUUGAAGAGGACACAGGAAACAAAGGUUCACAUUGA